Molecule: messenger RNA, 892 nt
Organism: Strongylocentrotus purpuratus (purple sea urchin)
Lineage: Eukaryota; Metazoa; Echinodermata; Echinoidea; Camarodonta; Strongylocentrotidae
Product: ubiquitin-conjugating enzyme E2 S-like
Exons: 1
Coding region: 95-748 (217 amino acids)
Source: RefSeq, a predicted model, not a curated record
ACCCAGCUGCUGUUGUUUUUCGCACUCGCAACGAUCCUAAAUAUCCCCGAUAAAUAAACCAAUUUUUGACGGAUUCUGAAGGCCAAUUUUCAAAAUGUCACUUUCUGGGAGCUUAUCCAAUAUGGAAAAUUUCUCACCCCAUGUAAUCCGUCGAAUAUCCAAAGAGAUUGCAGAGCUGAAGUCUUCUCCUCCAGAAGGUAUCAAGGUGCAUCCUAGUGAGGAAGAUAUUACAGACAUCCAUGCUGUCAUAGAAGGACCAGCUGGAACACCCUAUGCAGCUGGACAAUUUCGAAUCAAGCUGGUGUUAGGCAAAGACUUCCCCAAAGCUCCUCCCAAAGGGUACUUCCUCACAAAGGUGUUCCAUCCUAACGUAGCGAGUAAUGGAGAGAUCUGUGUCAACACACUCAAAAGAGAUUGGAAGGCUGACAUGGGUAUAAAGCAUUUACUACUGACCAUCAAAUGUCUUCUCAUCUACCCCAAUCCCGAGUCGGCGCUAAACGAAGAGGCGGGCAAGCUGCUUCUAGAACAGUACGACACAUACUUCUCACGAGCCAAGAUGAUGACCGAGAUCCACGCUCAGCCUCAUCGUUCCUCCAAAGAAUCGCGGGAGAAUGAGGAUUCGAAUCCCUCCACGUCGGGCAGUAACUCACAGCACGGUCCAGCUGCCAAGAAACAUGCGGGAGAUAAAAAGGUCGCUCUCGCGGAGAAGAAGAAAAAGGACAAAAAGAGGACAUUGAAGAGAUUAUGAUGUAUGCCAAAUUGAAUCGCCAAUUUCCCCGGAAUAUUCUAACUUAUCAACUUUUUUUUCUUGUACAGUGUGUAUACAAACAGAUGACCCUAUCUAUGUAAUUUUCAAUCCACAAAAUGAAAUUAUUGAAUUUUGAACAUUUUA